This is a messenger RNA of Solea senegalensis (Senegalese sole), 2864 nucleotides long. It is a transcript of the gene cnmd, whose product is annotated as chondromodulin. Lineage: Eukaryota; Metazoa; Chordata; Actinopteri; Pleuronectiformes; Soleidae. The record is from RefSeq and is a predicted model, not a curated record. Gene Ontology annotation, biological process: negative regulation of angiogenesis; negative regulation of endothelial cell proliferation. Bases 798 to 1811 code for a protein of 337 amino acids. The transcript has 6 exons.
AUCUGUUUCCAAGCAACCGCAGCGCUGCACGCUUGAAUAUCUCAUCUUUCAGCAUUUCUUCCUUUUAUGUUGUAAUGAGGACUGAGUAACCUUGCCCACACUGUACCUUUCUCACAUUUGUAAAUCAGGAAAUUUAACAAUUAAGAUUAUUCUCUGUGUGUGGCGUGACUGAGUGUGAUAAUGGAAGUCAGUGCAAUCUUGUAGCACAUGACGAGCAACACAAGUCUGAUUUCUAGCAGGGGAAUCUGUUCACUGCUGACACCUGUAACCAAAAUAUGCCAGGACAUGUAAAGCAUUUAAAAUUGUUUUUGUUUUUUUUAAGUCUAGCUGGCUCAUGUACUGUUUACGUGCAUGCAUCGGUACACGUAUGGUGUACAGAUCUCCCCCAAACAACCUCUCUUUGAAUCACUGCAUCACCAUGACAGCCGUGUGAACUGCUUCAUGACUCUAGUUUUGUUUGGGUGCCACAGGAUGGCCACCUUGCCUUGUGCAACCUGGACCUACAGGUAACAUUCAAAUGAAGAAUUUAGCUCCGAGAAUUUAUAUCAACUGCACGUCAUUCACACUCAAGUGUCAUACAGUCUGCUGUUGGAUCACUGGAUUCUACAAGGAGAGGCAACAGUAUAGAGAAGGGAUUAAAGAGGAGCAUCAUGAGAGAGCCUAUGGAAAAAGUCCAAACUAUUGCUCAUGGAUAUGGCUGUUUUCAACGCUGCUCUCUUCUGGUAAGACAAUUAAUGGGUUUUGAUGAGAAGUAUGAAUAUGACACUUGUGCUAUUUAUUAAAAUAAAAAAAGCCGAAUGUUUCCAGGAAUGUUACUCUUGUGUCAUUUCUUACUUUGGUCGCAGGGACACAGCACAGCCACGUCUGCUGUGCUCAGUCGCCUCCUGAGAUUUGGGGCUGUGGCUCUCAUUGUCGGUGCAGUGUUAAUGCUGUGUGCUUCCAUGGCUGCUCUCUACCUGUGGAAAGCCAAUGACCAACAUGUUUACAAUGUGCGUUACAGUAUGAAGAUCAAUGGCGAGGUGAGGGAGGGCUCUGUGGAAAUUGAUUCUGACAACAACCUGGAGAGAUUUAAAACCGGGAGUCGAGCUGAGGAAGCCGAGGAGAUUCAUGACUUUCAAAUUGGAAUAACUGGAAUCCGCUUCUUUGAAGGAGACAAGUGCUAUAUAAAAUCCCAAAUCAAAGCCAGCCUUCCACACAUGGGAGCUCACAACAAAGAGUCACCACUGUUCGACCUGACAGACAAAUUAAUGCCAGUGAGGUUUGAUGAGCGCUUUGUGGUAUGGGUCGCUGGAGACCAGCCUCUAAAGGACACCAGUUUCCUGAGCAAUAAAAUACUGAGUCUAUGUGGAGAACUUCCCAUUUACUGGCUACAACCUAGCUAUCAUAAAGCAGAUGGGGGAAGGAGAAAGAGAGACGCACGGCGAGCCAAACAGUCGUUUGACACGGAGGAGUUGGAGGCAGCUGUGGAGGAAAAGGACCCAGUGAGUCACACACAGGAUGACACCUCCAGAGUCACGGAGGAAGAGGAGGAGGGGGCGCAGUCAAGUGCAGGGUCAGCAUACAAUCCUGAAAACCCUUAUCAUCGCAGCGGAGCGGCCGGGGAGGAGGGCGCCAUGACCUUUGACACCAUGUUAGACCACCAGGGGAUCUGCUGCUCAAAUUGCCAACGCAGCUACACUCACUGUCAGAGAAUAUGCGAGCCUCUGCGUGGCUACUGGCCUUGGCCGUACAACUACAGAGGAUGCCAGGUGGCCUGCAGAGUCAUUAUGCCUUGCCGCUGGUGGGUGGCACGCAUUUUGGGUGUUGUGUGAACACACAUUAUACAUUUGUGAGUCACACUUAAAGAUAUAGUACAGUAACAAAAAGGUAAUAGUAAAAAAAAUCUUUUUAAAAAUGAUUCAUGUAUGUUUACAUGCCGUUGGUCCCACAGGUGAUUAGUAGUCAUUUGUAUAUUAGUAGGAAUCUGUCUGGUCUAGUCAGGUCACCUGAAAGGGAGGAAGUGAGUUUUUUGGUGUGGAUGUUAUGGAAAUGAUGCCACAUUAAUGGACACUAAGAGGCUUUGCGAAUAAAAAAUAAAUGGGCUCAUAUAAUUCAACUUUGAGUCGGGAAUUUGCUUCACCAGACAUGGUAAUUAUCUGUGCGCAAGUUCAUUAAUUCAAGUGAGACACCUCGGCUUAAAGCAUAGGUUUGACCUCUUAGAACACCGUCUCACUUUGAAUACAAUUUUCUGCUUUGUAACAGCAAUGACAGCUUGGUAAUUAGUCUCACCGUCAUCAAACACCAGUGUCACGCAUUCACAUGAAAAUGCUGUUUAGCCAAUAUUGAUAAUUGUUCCAUUUAAUUGUCCUGCACUCGUUUGUAUUUGUUAUUACCAAGCUGUCACUUUGUGUUUAUAUAGAUUUAAGAUGUAUUACCAAAAUAUUACCUCCCUAUUACAAAAUGACUUUGGUAUGACACGAUUGUUACUGUACUAUAAAGGAAAGUGUUGCCCACGAUGUAAAAAGUCUCUCUAGUAUCAUCUUAGAAUCAGACACAGAUAUUUCAUUCCUGAAUUGAAUUAUCAGCGUUAAACCUGUUAACAUGAUAUAAUGAUGUAUGAUUAUGUAAGCUAUUACUAUCUUCGUGAUCUGUUUAUCAGCCAGGGCUUUCUCGUUGUAGGCAUACACUGCUUCAUUACUAUACUGCCUCAGUAAAACGGGGGCUACAUAAAUGGUAUAUUCCUAUUUGCAGCUCAACAGACUCACAAAUGAGCACAUUCAUUUUGCAUCUUGUAGUAGCGAGGCUUAAUGCACUGUACUGUGUUUAAUGGAGGGUAUGGGGCUGAAUCCAAAUGCUCAGCAGAUCAUGUACCUUUUCUGACUGAA